Molecule: messenger RNA, 1311 nt
Organism: Trifolium pratense (red clover)
Lineage: Eukaryota; Viridiplantae; Streptophyta; Magnoliopsida; Fabales; Fabaceae
Exons: 6
Coding region: 87-1064 (325 amino acids)
Source: RefSeq, a predicted model, not a curated record
ACCCCCAAAAAUGGGGGUUUAUGGUGCACCAAGCCCUUUUUACCGCGGGCCCACUUCAAUUUAUUAUAAGAUUAUUUUAAGAAACAAUGGAAGAUUACGUUUAUGCCCCUGAAUCAUAUUUUCACUUUUCUCUUUCUCUUUCUCUUUCUCUUCGUCUUUCUCUUUCUCUGAGGAAGAAGGAUCCUCUUCUCCAACGAUCCUCUUCUCCACCCACACCACCGGCGAACUCAUCUUCUCUUCUCCGCUCACCCCCGACGAACUCAUUGACUUCAGAGAAAUCCAACAUGAAUAGAUCACGUAUUUCAGUAGAAGCUCCUAAACGAUUGCCAAUUACCGACAAAUGGAUACAAAUGGAAUUCAAAGCAGAAAAGUUUUACUAUUCCUAUAAGAGGAUGAGACAUGAGUCAUCUUAUGGAAAUGACGAGGACUUCCAUGCUGCAUUUUAUGAAGGAAAGGACAAAAUCUAUUUUCCUACUUGUUGGUAUCAAAGACAUGCUCCCCGUAUUGGGGAAACUGUAGUAAUCAAAGAUGAACAUGGGAACAACUUUAUUGCUUUUGUAAACAAAGGUGACAAACCAUACCUAGAGUUUAACCAAACAAAACUCAGGUUGAUGUACCAGCUAACAGUUUUUGGUUUAAUUAAACUAAAGUUAGUUGAUGAAAAUAAGUUUGAGAUGAAAGUUAUGGGACAUUACCUAGGAAAAAUAGACACAAACGAUCCAGCUAAAUAUUAUGGUCAUUGGGGUUAUGAUCCAAUGUGGAUUUUGGAGAUUUCUGAAUCCAUGGCAACAGAAGGGAAACCUUUGAUGAUACCUGACUCUGUGGUGGAUAUCAUUUACCACGGCUCAGUAGCUUAUGAGCUUGAGGUGUCCAUCUCCGAGACAACUGAAUGCUAUACUUGGGAAGUGCAACAUACGGGUGUGAAUUUUCUAAUAGCGGGUGGAUGGGUCGAUUUUUUAAAGAACCAAGUCAAAAAAGGGAUUAAGAAAAUGUUUUUCUACAACGAUGGUGCAAAAUCUACCGUGAUUUUGAGAAGUACUGAUGGCUGCUGGGCUUGGAGCUGAAGCUGCUAUAGUUAGGCUGUGGGGAUUUGUGUUUAGGAGUUAUUAUUCCCUUUUAGUUUGUAAUUAAGCUAGUUGGAACUUGUAUGGUGUUGCACUGUCAUCUAACUUAGUUUGUGGUUUAGGAUUUAUUUUUCUUAUUUAAUGUUUCUGCUAUGUAGUAUAUGGAAGCUACUGUUUGUGCUUGACCAUUUUGAAUUAAAACUUUGUUAUAAAUCAAAUAUCUAUAUAGCUAUUAAUGAAAACAUGA